Fukomys damarensis (Damara mole-rat) is the source of this 9560-nucleotide messenger RNA. It is a transcript of the gene Gabrb1, whose product is annotated as gamma-aminobutyric acid type A receptor subunit beta1. The transcript is spliced from 9 exons. Gene Ontology annotation, biological process: monoatomic ion transmembrane transport; regulation of membrane potential; signal transduction. The record is from RefSeq and is a predicted model, not a curated record. Lineage: Eukaryota; Metazoa; Chordata; Mammalia; Rodentia; Bathyergidae. Bases 83 to 1507 code for a protein of 474 amino acids. Gene Ontology annotation, molecular function: GABA-A receptor activity; neurotransmitter receptor activity; extracellular ligand-gated monoatomic ion channel activity. Gene Ontology annotation, cellular component: GABA-A receptor complex; membrane; synapse.
UCGGGAUUUACUGCCCAGCCGCUGACUAAGUUGCAUUCCUUGAAUCUUCGCAGAAAAGACAAUUCUUUAAUCAGAGUUAGUAAUGUGGACAGUACAAAAUCGAGAGAGUUUGGGGCUUCUCUCUUUCCCAGUGAUGAUUGCCAUGGUCUGUUGUGCACACAGCGCCAAUGAACCCAGCAACAUGUCAUACGUGAAAGAGACAGUGGACAGAUUGCUCAAAGGAUAUGACAUUCGUUUGAGGCCGGACUUUGGAGGGCCCCCCGUGGACGUCGGGAUGCGGAUCGAUGUCGCCAGCAUAGAUAUGGUCUCCGAAGUGAACAUGGAUUACACCCUCACCAUGUAUUUCCAGCAGUCUUGGAAAGACAAAAGACUUUCUUAUUCUGGAAUCCCACUAAACCUCACCCUAGACAACAGAGUAGCUGACCAACUCUGGGUACCAGACACCUACUUUCUGAAUGACAAGAAAUCAUUUGUGCACGGGGUCACAGUGAAAAAUCGAAUGAUCCGACUGCAUCCUGAUGGAACAGUUCUCUAUGGACUCAGGAUCACAACCACAGCUGCGUGUAUGAUGGAUCUUCGAAGAUAUCCUCUAGAUGAACAGAACUGCACCCUGGAGAUAGAAAGUUAUGGCUACACCACUGAUGACAUUGAGUUUUACUGGAACGGAGGAGAGAAAGCAGUAACUGGAGUUAAUAAAAUUGAGCUCCCUCAGUUUUCAAUUGUUGACUACAAGAUGGUGUCCAAAAAAGUGGAGUUCACGACAGGAGCAUAUCCACGACUGUCAUUAAGUUUUCGUCUAAAGAGAAACAUCGGUUACUUCAUUUUGCAAACCUACAUGCCUUCUACACUGAUUACAAUUCUAUCCUGGGUGUCAUUUUGGAUCAAUUACGAUGCGUCUGCAGCCAGAGUCGCACUAGGAAUCACCACAGUGCUGACAAUGACAACCAUCAGCACUCACCUCAGGGAGACCCUGCCAAAGAUCCCUUAUGUCAAAGCAAUUGACAUUUAUCUGAUGGGCUGCUUUGUGUUUGUGUUCCUGGCUCUGCUGGAAUAUGCCUUUGUAAAUUACAUCUUUUUUGGUAAGGGCCCUCAGAAAAAGGGAGCAAGCAAACAAGAUCAAAGUGCCAAUGAGAAGAACAAACUGGAGAUGAAUAAAGUCCAGGUUGACGCCCACGGCAACAUUCUCCUCAGCACGCUGGAAAUCAGGAACGAGACCAGCGGCUCCGAGGUGCUCACGGGUGUGAGCGACCCCAAGACCACCAUGUACUCCUACGACAGCGCCAGCAUCCAGUACCGCAAGCCCAUGAGCAGCCGCGAGGGCUACGGGCGCGCCCUGGACCGGCACGGGGUGCCCAGCAAGGGGCGCAUCCGCCGGCGCGCCUCCCAGCUCAAAGUCAAAAUCCCCGACUUGACUGACGUGAAUUCCAUAGACAAGUGGUCCCGAAUGUUCUUCCCUAUCACCUUUUCUCUUUUUAACGUCGUUUAUUGGCUUUACUACGUACACUAAGGUCUGUCUUAACGGUUCGAGUUAGACGACUUUCCUCUCUUGUUUGUAACCCCGCAGGUCCCCGACAGCGACACUGCUGUGUCUUUUGAGGUAAGAGAUGCAGCCAUCCAAUUGAUUUUAGGUCUUGCGUACUGACUUUAUUACUGCACCAUGUUUACUUCAAGAAAAACAAAACAAAACAAUACCAACAACUUUUUUUUCCAGUCUACCGUGGUCCAGGUUAUCAGCUCUUGGAAGAGCUCUUUUAAUUGCCAUGUUUACAAACACAAAGAGAGAAUUUAGGUAAAUCUUUAGCAGUGUUUCCUAUUUGCCCUGGAUUUUAUUGAUUUGUUUUUUAAAUGAAAACAAAAGGAGGACCUUGCUGUUUCUCUGUACUUCUUCCUGGUAAACUGCAACAAUCUCAUGUUGCCAAAGCAACAAAAUCAAAACAAACAAAAAACCCCACCGCAGUCACAGUUUCCAGGAUCUCAGAAGAAACAACAAAAGCCAUUGAUAUUUACAGAUUUCCAGGAAGAGGAGAAAACCAAAGGGGGCUCCCUACAAAAGUAAGGAGAGUUUCCUUCCUUCUUAAAUUCCCCAGGGCCCCUUGUAGAAAGGCUCCUGAGCUCCAUGGAGGAGGAGGGAGGAUUUGCAAGGGUUGGUCAUAGCUGCUUACCCUCAACCUGCCAUCUUCCCCUCACCAGAAGGCUGGAUUUCCUUAAAAAUGCCUCUUUCUCAGAAGUCCCCACAGAUGUACAAGGAACAUUAGAAUCCAGCCUAGUAAAACUGGUAGCCAUUGAGAACAUUUUUCUCUUCUUGAGAAUAAAGGGUUGGGGUGGAGGGGUGGCAACACUUUCUUACUGAAAAUUUCCAAAGAGCAGCCCUGAAUUUGCCUCAUGAGUCCAGAAUCCUCUAAGGUUAUGCUAUGACAGUUCCACAGUUCCUUCUCCAGAGAGAUAAAGGAUAUGGGGGAUAAGAUGGUGAGGGCUUUGACGGAGGGGAUAGAAAGUAAUUUUUGCCUAAGAAAAAAAAUUGCCCUUUCUGAAAGGAAGGCAAGAUGUAUGUUCUGUGAAAGGGUGCCUGAGCAGAUACCUGAACUGCCAAAUCUUAAAUGAAGUAGUAUAUACUUCUUAGCCUUCCAGAGAGCAGUAUCUAAUGAUGACAGGCUCAUCACACAAGGCCUCAGCUGACACAUUACGGCUCUGCUGUCUGAGCCCUGAAUUCCCAGCUAUGGAAUGAAUACUUGGGGUAAUGUACAUUCACUCAUAUGGGUAUUUUUCUCCUCCAAAGCUAGAAAGCUUUUGAGGUGGUAAAACCAGAUAAAAACAACAGCAAUGACAAAAGCAUUUGGUUUUCAAAGAUGUGCACCGUCCCUAAAAGUGUAGACCCUGUCUAUACUCAUAAUCACUGUCUCUCUUGCUCUGCCUUAUCUCUGGUCAUAUAUUACUCUGGGUCAUGGUCCUCAUGACCUUCAAACACGUCUUCUAAACACGUCUAACCAGCCAUUUCUAAACAUGUCUAACCAUGUUUAGUUGAGAUUUUUUAUGUCAUUUAAACUUCAUUUUUUUUUUCAGUUUAAGUACCUAAAAAUUCUGUAUAUUCAUUUGCAAGGUUGAGUGAAACCCUACAUUAACCAACCAGUGAGAGAGGUGAUUUGGCACCUGAUCCAUGGAUGUGAGAAAAGGUUGAGGUAAUAAUAGGGAAAAUGAUCUCAUUUGAUGAGCUGACUUUCUCCCUAAAACUAUGGGGAUGAUUUAUGUGUAGAAUAGCAUAAGAUGCUAGAAAUUAUUGUCAUAUUUGGAAAGAUAAGGCAGAAUUCCUACUGAUGAGCCCAGAGAAAGAGAGUUAUAGAAUUUUCUUUUGUAAAGCAAGAGGAAAGGGGAACUUCCAAAUAAAUGAAUGAGGUAUGGCUGAAGAUAAUAUACAUUAGUAAGAAUAUAAAACCUCUACCUUAAUGAGAAAAAAUGAUCUCAAUGGUUUUACGAGGAAUUAGUAGUGUUAUGGGGACCAAAUUUUUAUUAAAGUUUUUAGUUGUGUGAAUACACUUCCCUGGUCAAACUAAUCCCCAGCCUGAAAUUCAUUUCAGUUCUUUGGCAGGGUAAGAUGAUUUGCCAUUGUAAAAUGCCCAAAUCGGGUAGAUGUGGCCUUGCCAGUGACUGUAAGGUUAAUACUCUUAAUGACCACCCGGGAACCACUGUGUAGCCAUUUAUUUUAAACACAGGAAGAAAAAAUUCUGGCUGGUGCCUAAUAGGAAUGAAUAAUUCUGAUGUCAAAGCUUUUAAGGAUGAAAUGCUAAAUCAGAAAGCAAGUGCCCAUAAUCUAUAUCCCUUAACAAAACAACCUCUCUUUAUUUAUCUGCUCAGAUCAUUCUUCUUGGAAAAGAUUGAGGUAACUUGUAUUUUCUUUAUUAUCUCUAUCUUACCUUUUAAAAUAUGAAGUAAUUUUUCCUGUAGUUGUAUGUGUAAAACAUCUUCUGAAAAUAGAAAAAGAGAGAAUAUUUUGAGCUCUUAUAUUUUAAACUUAGUAACAUUACAACUGAAUCUAUCCAUUGGACACAAAGUGGUGUCCUCAUCCAGGCACUUCAGAGAUCACAGCCACUAUUAUGUAUAUUUUAUCAAAGAGCUCUGAUUUUAGAGGCAAUGGCAGCCAGAUGAACAAGACAUUGCCAUGUUUAUAGUUAAUGACCUCUGUUCCCACUCUCUUGCUUUGCACUCUUUCCAGACCAAUCCUUCCCUCCUUGGCUUUCCUCUUGGCUAAAUUCUCCUCUUCUAAACUGAACAAAACAUGGGGAAAAAAAAUCCUGCCUUCUCUGGCUGUCUCCCUUGUUUUGCCCCAAAUGAUGUACAUAAAAGUUGUGGAACAUUCUUAAAUGCCCUCAUAUUGGCCCCAUGCUUGAAAAAUCCCCAUUAUUACAUUAUACAAAGGUUACUGUUUAAUUCCUCUUGGAUUGUUUUCUUUCUGCCAUAAAAAUAGCCAUAAUACUCUGUAUUACUUAAGUGGCAGAAGAGGUUGAAAAUUGCACACCUUCACUCUCUUAUGCCACAGUCAAGUCCAGGGAACCCUAUGCUCACAGUUCAACAACUGUGACACCAACUGUGUAGAUGUAAUAUGUGCAAAUGCAACAGAAAUCCCAUCUUCCGCUUAACAACGAUGACUACACGUGCAUUCCUUCUUUCCGUGUCCCUCGGCUUAAAAUUCACAGAGAUGACAUAUAUGUCAUGCUUACCGACUUUGUGAAUCAAAGACCCAGGUAAAGGCUUAUUUUUGCCUGAAUUACCCAGAAUUAUUGCCUCCAUCCUCUCCACCGCCAAAAAAAAAAAAAAAAAAAAAAAAAAGCAGCCUGGUUGGUACUUCUGCCUGCUGAAGGACUUGUGUUUCCAUAUGUGCUGUUUUCACUGUGCAUUACAGUCAAAUGAAAGAUCUUGAAAAUGCAAACAGAAAAAUAUGGUGCAGAGCUUAAAUGUGGUUUAAGAGUCCAAGAAUAGGCUUUCCUUUUUAAAAAUAUUAUGCACAAUACAUAGAAGUAUAGACUAAAUUUCAUCUUUCUAAAAAUCCAUGACUAUUUUAUAAAUAUUCAUUUAGAAAAGUUCAAUUAUGAUCCACCAAGUUAAACAACAAAUAAACGAUGUGUAAUGCUUCUGAAAGGAAGUGAUCGCCAAAAUUUCUAUGGACAAUUUUGAGUAGUAUCUUACUAAAUGGUGAUGUGCCACCAUUUCCUAAAUAAAGUAUAAUUGUAUAUCCCGAAAGGGAGGCAAAAGGAAAAUGCAAGCAUUAACUCAAACUAGUUCAAAUCAUCAGGUUAUUGGGAUGAAGAAAACAAUAAAAUAAACAAAAGUAUGUUUCCUGAAAGCAAGCAGAAAACCAAAAGCAAAAUGUGUUAAUGGAAAUGGAAUGUAGACUAUUAUGUAAACUUUCCUUGUAAAUUCUGUACAUAGUUCAUCGAACUGUUCCCUGUGGCGUGGUGGUCCUCAGCUUUGGGUGGAUGUUUGAAAAAUCUGAGCACUGUAAAUAAUGUAAGCUUAUAAAGCAUUUGCUUUUUAUUCACAAAGUGAAAUGAUUAGUGAUUUGGGCCCAAACCAGAACCUUUUUGGCUCUUGCUCUUUUACUGCUGUUGUGUAUGUGCAGUUGUGUAAUCCUGCUGUAAGCCAUAGCCAGGUGUCUGUGAUCACUGCCUCAUGCUCCUACGCCACUGUAAGGGACAGCAGCUGCCAGGAGGCCACCAGCCUACAGGACCCAGGAACAGUACUCCAGCAGAAAUGGGAACUGGGCCCAACUGCUCCUUGAACCAUGUUGUGAAAAGUAGCUGUGUUCUUAUCAGUCACUUGUGGCUGUUCCUUUCUUCAGAUACUGAAUUAUCCAUGCCAUUGAGGGGUCAGGAAUGCAAGAGAUGAAAUGGAAGAGAUUCUUAAAAUUCACAGGUGAUCCAAAGCUUCAUUGUACCAGUACCUUUAGCUUCUAACUUCUUCUCUUCUAUCAUGUUCCCCUGAACUUUUUAAUAAGAAUAAAAAUGAAUAGAAGGGUUGAUCUGAUUAAGAGAAAAAGGCAAAGCACAAUAUAGUAAAUGGCCUUAUAACACUAACUGGCUGAUUGAUUCCCAAAAUACCCAAAGGUAACCAUGCUAUUAAUGUUAAACAUAAAGAAAAAUACAGUAUUGGUAUAAGCUGACUAGUAGUUAAAAAUGACAAGGUCUUUUCAGCUGGGGACAAGGAUAUAUGUGACGUGCUACUUAAGCUUAUUAAAGAGUCUAAUAAUUUAAUGUUCAGAAAUGUCUUUUUCCCUAGUAUUGAUAUUCCUGAAAAAACCUACAGAAUGUGGGAUAUUGUGCCAUAAGAUGUGUUUCCAUGAAAAUUGGCAGUCCCAGAGAGGGUGAUGAUACCUACAGAAAUUGAGAAUAUCUGAGAAUUUGGAACAUCAACUAGUUUGUCAGUAUUGUGUUAAAAAAAAAAAGUCUUUGCUCAGUGUAAGUAUUAGCAAGACAGGAAUUAUGCCAACAUUUUAAUCCUAGGAGUGUAUACACAAGGAACCAUUAUUGUUCCAAAAUGUACCCAUAGGGUCCAAUAUCAAUUGAAUUUUUUAAUGCCUUGAAGCAAUGAGAUCAGUCAGUUUCUAGUUCCAGAAUAUAUUGCACUUUCAUUUUAAACAAAAAUGUUUUAGACAAUUGAAAUCAUCUAAACUUAUAGAAAACCUAAUUGCUGAAGGCUACAAUUACAUAAGCAAGCAUUUGAAAGAAAUUAUUUUCAAUAAAAGAAUUGCAAACCAGAAAACAUCAAGCUCUUAAAAAGGUAAAAAUGAAGACUUUUGUGGUUUUUAAACUGUUUUAUAGCAAGAGGAGGUCUAACAGUUGUUUGUUUGGGUUUGUUAUUUUUGUUCUUUUUUGCGGAAUUACAAAAACUCAUUGGUAUGUCAAGGGCCUCAACCACACCUAAUUAUCCUCUAGAUCCCUUGCAUAUCCUGGACUCACCACAAAAACUAAAGCAGAAUCAAUACAGGAAAACAAGGUGUAUUUCUGAACCACUUGGGAAAGAAAAGCAUUCUCUUGCACACUCUAUUUGCACUUCCUGUCCUACAGACAAUCAAAAAAGAAAUCAAUAAAAGAGAGAGAAAAUGACAUUAUUCAUUCGCCUUAGGAAUACAGGGUCACAGAUUCAGUGUCUUAAAACAGCCCCAUUCAAAAGCCACAGUGUGAACUAAAGCAACCAGCUUUGCGGCCUGGCCCUUGCUUCUUCCUCAGUUUCCUUUGAAGAGAAAAGGGGAAGAGGAGACAUUCCCAAUGUAAUUUUUAUAAAUACAAGUUCUUAAACUCUGAUAUGUAUGUGUAUGUAUUUGCAAGUUGGGUUUGUGUAAAAUAUAUUCUGUCUUCUGUUCUCGUUUCUCCCAUACUGUAUACCGUCCUGCCUCAUGUUAACCCAAUAUGACUGCUUCAUUUUUCCUCUUCCAUUUCCAAACUCAAAAGUUAUCUUGCCCAUGGACAGCUGAAUGCUUUGGCUUCUGACACACCUAUUGUGUAUCCUUAGUUUAAUUUACAAAAACGAUGAAUUCUAGCAAUUUUUCUAAUUCCUACUCAUAAAACCUUUCGAAGGUCAUCAGAGGGAAGUUGUGUAGUUAGCAGAUUCCACUGAACUGCCUUGGGUGAUUUUUAUUUUCUGCUUCUCUGUUCCUUAUGUAAAAAGCACAUGUUUACAUAAACCUUCUCUCGCCUCAAAAUACAGUGAAGAUACAAAUCAUCAGGUCAACCUGUGAAAAUUUACAUUAUUUAACCAGAGUGUGGAAACAAGGUCAUCUUUUGCAUAAUACUUGUAUCCACUCUGUAUUAGAUCUUCUCCAUCCAACUUACUUUCCCAUGCCCUCCUUCAGUCUUAACUGUUCACCAUUUGAAAAUUUAUUAUCAUCCCUCCUAGAAGGACUUAAUCUUCAAGCAGCAGACCACAAGCUACAGACUAUCCUUAGAAGCUUGGCCCACUUUAUCCUUUCAGUACCUUAUUCUUAUUACAAAUUUCUCCUAUAUAUAAUUUUAUCCACUCUCCUUCAUUCUUCUAAAGGUGUUAAAUAUAGUUGGUAAUGGGAUAGGUCCUAGUGCAAGCUGUCUAAAUUGCCUCUAUAAAAUUACAUAGAACGCCUGUUUCCUUGAGACAUUUCUAUAGAUUUAGAGAAUUGGGGUUCUCUACACAUAUAUGAAACAGUACAGUCUAACCUUGAAAGGCUAACAGUAAAUGAGUUACAUAGUCAGAAAUACAGUGCAUAGACUGGGGACCUGUCCCUACCAAUGCCUAGGCAUGUGACUCUUGCCAUGCAGCAGGUGACUCUUAAAUCAUCUUCCAAAACGGAGUUUCAAAGGUGAUAUUAGGGAGGUUCAUUUACACAGGAAGUUAACAGAGAGAAGUAAGAGUACCAUGGCCUCUGCUAAUGUAGCCCCAAACUUAGUUAUAAUCACUGUUGCAUGUCUAAGAAUAAGUCACCUGGUAUCAAGUGAAUUGAAGACUUGCUCAUGUUCCUUUGCAUCAAAUACAUAGUGAUGCAGGCAAGUACCAAAAAUUAUAUUACUAUUUUGUUAUAUUUCUUUGUAAGAGCAUCUUUAAAAGUCUCAGAUAAUGUAAAGCAAUGUGAUCUUGUCUCUAAUUUCAGAUCUCUGAAAGGUGUAGAUGUCCUUAAAUCACUCUCUGAUUCAGUCGAGGAACUGCCAUGAAACACUUCCUCGUGGGUGGCAAGCCAACUUCGGGGCAGCACCUGGGCCCUGUAGUACUGUAAUGCUCUCCCCAGGCCUGGGCCACACACCUAGAGUAGCAGAUUUGAUUGUGCUUUCAGUCGAGAAACAGUUUCCCAUCCUGUUGGAAAAGAUUCUGUUCUUUUAGAGCCUCUGUUAUCCACUCUUCUUUCCCUACCCUUCCACCUAACCAGUUAACUCUGCCAAAUAUUUCAGGUACAACCAUGACAACAAUGAAAGUUUACUUACUAAAUUAUGAUUAGCCUUUCUGGCUAUUCAUAUUCUUCAAGCAUGCAUUCUGCACAAUCCAAUCUCUGAAGAUGGUCCCCAACGCAAUUUCUGCAAACAAAUGUUUCUAAUAACCUCUUUCUUUUUCUUUUUAAAGAAACUGCCCAGCUCCAAACUUUCAUGACUCACCUAAGAGCCUUCUGACCAUUCAAAACUGUUAGGAUAGUGCCUAGAAAUUCCUCCCUUCUGCUGUAGCCCAAUCUAUGAUGGGAGCAGCUUCUUUUUUUCCCCAAAAACUGGCUUAGUCUUCCGCCCCUCAAGCUCAGCAUCCUAUAGAUUCAUUCCAACCUCUUCAGUUAUUGCUGCUCUUAAAGUAGUGAGUUCACUGCCUUCUUUUUCCCCAUUUCCUAACCUUUUUACCUAGCGAUGAUCUUACAAUGAAUGGUUUCAUUUUUAAGCCAGAGGAAGCAUUCCUCAGACUUUUAAAAAUCAUUCAGGUACAAGUCACAAGAUGCAGUGUAAAGGAAAUUUAUGAUCAAAAUAUUAUCUCCUGUAACAGUUCAGAAGGAAGAUAGUUUCGGGUUGCUUUUUUCUUUCUUUCUUUUUUUUUUCCAGCUUUAAUUGAGUUUAUUGGUACAUUUUAGG